AUGUUGCCGCCAGUCGAAGAUACAAUCCUGGUGGAGAAUCCGAAAUUUGCUACACUAUACACUUCUCUGCAGAGUGAAUUUCUUUCCCCCGAUGGCACAUCUAAAUUUCAUGCCGCCCAGAAAGAACGGAAUGCAGUGAAAGAGGCACUGGAACUCGGUUAUCGUCGUGCUGCAAAGUCUCAUUUGCUCAAGUCGGCUCUCGGCAAUCUGGAUAUCUCUCCAGCGCCGACUGCUACCUUAGCUACGGCUCGCUCUUCCGCAAUAUUCAAACAACAUCCAUCCGAGCUUGUCGAGUCGAUUAUACUCCUAUCUAGUAUUUUCCGUAACAACUCGAUGCCUCUUUUACCAUCAUCAACAAAACUUCUCGAAACAUCUACACUUUGGACCUCUAUUUCCAGCCAGCUGCCUCAGAUUGGCGCACUACUUUCCUCUCAUCUACAUACACAGGCUCUCGCCCUCUGUCGCAUAUCAAACCCCAGCUCUAACGCAUCUUUCCUUCACCGAGCGAUUCCAAAACUUGUGUCGACGGUGCAAGCCCGUCAGAAAACGAUCAAGGAUAAGAGUCAGGAAUUGAAUUUGAGGCGCGUUUUGCUUGUUGGAAAAGUUAAGACCUUAUUAUCACUUCACCAUCAUGCAUCAGAGCAGGUUAUAAAUCAUUUAGAGCAGGUCAUGUACGGUUCAGUUGCUCGACGACUAAAGAUAAAGUCCGAGUAUUUGGGUUUGACGGCUCAGCAGCUUGAACUGGAGGCAACGAGCAAAUACAUCAGAGGCUAUAAAAUGGUUUACACUGAUGAUGUGAAGAGUGCCCUGAGUGAAUAUCGGCUGUCGCUUCGUGAUUCGAGAGAGCGCUUAAAGGAGAAGAAAAGAGAACUAGAGAAGAUUCUCGAAGGCUACGGAUUAGGGCAACCGGAUGGAGAUAAAAAAAAAAUUAUGCAAAGCAUUGCCGAUAAACAUAUCGAGCUUGAAAAGGAAUGCAAGGAAGUUUGGAGAGACAUUGAAAAGUUGAAAAGGAAAUAA
Messenger RNA from Blumeria graminis f. sp. triticale, 1017 nucleotides. The record is from the annotation of a GenBank genome assembly. Lineage: Eukaryota; Fungi; Ascomycota; Leotiomycetes; Helotiales; Erysiphaceae.